This is a messenger RNA of Brassica oleracea var. oleracea, 1107 nucleotides long. RefSeq lists its product as uncharacterized. The transcript has a single exon. The coding region runs from base 82 to 924 and encodes 280 amino acids. The record is from RefSeq and is a predicted model, not a curated record. Gene Ontology annotation, biological process: shoot system development; root development. Lineage: Eukaryota; Viridiplantae; Streptophyta; Magnoliopsida; Brassicales; Brassicaceae.
GAUCGAUCAAAGAAAGGGAAAAAAAAACUCAAAACACCUUUAUAAAAAAAACACAAAAAGGAGAGGAAAAAAGUGUUGAAUAUGACUAUCAAGAAACAACUAAGAUCCAUCAGUUUACCUUCAAGAUCACAUCCGAGCACGGCAGGGAUCGAGGAAGCUCUUAACAAGGUUAAAGCGAUUAACACCACGCCGGGUUCUUCAGAAUCAAUCUUGACGGCAUUGGCUGGUUUGGAGGAGCUCUAUAAUCGUACGGAGGAGUUUCUUAAAAUGGGUUCGACUCAGCGUGUUAUGUCGUCGGAUGUAUCAGAGUUUAUGGAGGAGAUGCUCGAUGGGUCUUUAAGGCUAAUGGAUAUAUGCAAUAUCUCUAGAGACCUCAUGGUGGAGACUCACGAACAUGUUCGUGGUGUUCAGUCAUGUGUCAGACGCAAGAAAGUAGCCAGAGGAGGAGCUGAUCAACUCGAUGUCGCUGUCGCUGGCUAUGUCAGAUUUAGAAAGAACAUGAGAAAAGAAACUAAGAAGGUUCUUGGAUCCUUGAAGAAAUUCAAUGGAGAGUCAUGUUCAUCGUCGUCGGGGGUAAGUGAUGGCCAACAAGAUGAACACCUUGCGGCAGUUAUAAAUGCGAUGAGACGAGUAGUUUCAGUUAGCGUGUCGGUGUUGAAGUCGUUCUUGGAGUUCUUGUCGGGACGAGAAAGUAACAUUAAGAGCAAGUUGUCUUCGGUACUAAAGAAAAAGAAGGUUCAUCAUGAGGAGACGAAGAACGAGUUGGAGAGUUUGGGUUCAUCGAUAUGUUGCUCUCGUGAUGACCUACAAAAUAAGCUUGAAGAGGUCGAGAUGAGCAUUGACGGAUUCGAGAAGUAUCUAGAAGGUUUAUUUCGAAGGUUGAUAAGAACACGAGCCUCGCUUCUCAACAUAAUCUCUCAUUAAAUUCUAAAUUAUGCAUGUAAACUGUAAAGUGGUAACUUUCGUAGGCAUUCGACUUUAGAGAAUUUGCCGAAAAAAUAUUUUGUACACUAAUCAAACAGAUAAACGUAGAAGAUAAUUAAAUACAUUUUGUAAAAAUAGAUACAAUACAGGUAUACAUACAAGCCAUCGUGUGAAGAAAAUGCA